ACACCAUUUCCAAAUUAGUUUUCUUUCAUGACCUAUCUAGCUCCAUCUUUCUUUCCUCUCCUUCGGUUUUCGUGUGUUUCCUUUGCCCCCAAGGAAACCCGGAACCAACCCUGGGUUUCUCUUUGGAUAAUCUCUUCUACAUUUUCACAAAAUUUCAUUUCUGAGCUUAAAAGUAUCAAUCAUGGCGCCCAAUCUGCAGGCGGUAAUACUUUUCUUCAUUGCAUGUUUUGGAAUCUUCACCUGCGUUGUUCUUGCAAAAACCGAUAGCCAAGAUGUAUCGGCUCUUAAUGACGCUUAUAAGAGCAUGAACUCUCCAUCAAAACUCAAAGGCUGGUCUUCGAACGGAGGUGAUCCUUGUGGUGAUUCAUGGGAUGGCAUUACUUGCAAGGGCUCUUCGGUUACUGAAAUAAAAGUAUCUGGACGUGGACUCAGUGGAUCAUUAGGUUAUCAGCUAGCAAACUUGAAGAAACUAACUUACCUUGAUGUAAGCAAGAACAAUCUUAACGGAAACUUACCCUACCAGCUUCCUGAGAAGCUUUCCUAUCUAGAUGGCUCUGAGAAUGACUUCAAUGGUAACGUGCCAUACUCGGUGUCUCUCAUGAACGACCUCAGUUACCUAAACCUUGGUCGAAACAACCUCAAUGGUGAAUUGAGCGACAUGUUUCAAAAGCUUCCAAAACUUGAAACAAUUGAUCUGUCUUCCAAUCAACUCACUGGAAAACUACCGCAGAGUUUUGCCAAUUUAACAGGCCUUAAAACACUGCACUUGCAAGACAACCAAUUCAAAGGCUCUAUAAAUGCUCUCAGGGACCUCCCUCAGAUUGAUGAUGUAAACGUAGCAAACAAUCAGUUUACUGGUUGGAUCCCAAACGAGCUAAAGAACAUUGGAAAUCUUGAAACUGGAGGAAACAAGUGGUCAAACGGUAGAGCUCCCUCACCACCUCCUGGAACCCGUCACAUAGACAGAAACUCCGGAGGCGGUGCUGGAAGCAGCAAGGCUUUGACCACUGGAGUUAUAAUAGCAGUAUCUUGUAUAGGCGGACUCAUUUUCUUUGCAGGAGUGAUUGCAUUGUUUUCUCGAAGAAAGAACUCUCAUCAUUCUUCUCACUUUUUCGACGAAGAGAAGGGAGGAGGAACCAACCGAAGCAAGCCACUCUUCACACCACAAUCCUCUCAGAUGCUUCAAUUCGAUAAUAUGGAUGAUUUUAGAGGCCAGAAGACGGUUGAUUCUAAUACUUCACUUGAGACAAAGCCUUCCGUUAAAAGAACUUCUUCUGUCAGUUUCAAGAAUUCUCCUACCUUUCAUCUCAUACCUUCAAACCAAGUGGUUGCAUCUCCUGAUCGUUUCUCCAACCAUGAAGAAUCCCCUGACACACGGGGUGUGAAAGCGUUUGCGCUAACGGAUUUGCAGAAUUCUGCAUCUGGUUUCUCGCCGAAUCGCCUUAUUGGUGAAGGAACCAUUGGACGUGUCUACAAAGCUAAAUAUCAGGAUGGAAGGAAAUAUGCAGUCAAAGAGAUUGAUUCUUCGCUGUUAGGAAAAGGAAAUCCCGAAGAGUUUUCACACAUAGUGUCGAAUAUCUCGAGUAUUCGCCACCCAAAUAUGGCAGAACUCGUGGGUUAUUGUUCAGAACAAGGACGGAAUAUGCUUGUUUAUACGUAUUUCACAAGUGGAUCACUUCACAGAUUUCUUCACCUGUCUGAUGAUUUCAGCAAACCAUUAACUUGGAACACCAGAAUCCGAAUCGCUCUCGGAACUGCUCAGGCUAUAGAGUACCUUCAUGAAGCAUGUUCACCUCCGCUAGUUCACAAGAACAUUAAGUCAUCGAACAUUUUACUAGACAAUGAGCUCAAUCCCCACCUCUCAGACUAUGGCUUGGCAAACUUUCACCACCGCACAAGUCAGAAUCUUGGAGUUGGAUACAAUGCUCCAGAAUGUGCAGAUCCCUCGGCUUACACACAAAAGAGCGAUGUUUACAGCUUUGGUGUGGUGAUGCUGGAGCUGCUAACUGGUCGAACGCCUUAUGACAGUGAUAGGCCAAAACCAGAACAGUCUUUAGUUCGUUGGGCAAAGCCGCAACUUAAAGACAUGAAUAGUCUGGAGGAAAUGGUAGAUCCCGCGUUGUGUGGACUCUACGCUCCAGAAUCUGUAUCAACAUUUGCAGACAUAGUUUCAAUCUGCGUAAUGACGGAGCCUGGGCUUCGGCCUCCAGUUUCAAAUGUGGUGGAGGCACUGAAGAGGCUUGUGUAGAAUACUGCCUCAAGUUAUUUUUAUGCGCUGAAGGUAUGAAGGAAGAAGAAUAACUCUUUUGGAGACUGAGACUAAAACCUGAGUAACUUCUGAUCCAACUCGAGUAGGAAACUCAAAAGCUAUUGGAUUCAGGUUUGUAUAGAAGAGAUAGGUGGUAAAAAUGGUGGAGGCAAAGAAAGACAAGGAUUCUCUAUUAUUUGGGGUUUUGUUUCAGAUCAUGUCUUAACAGUUAGAUUAAUCUUUUAAUCAUUGAGAAAAGGGGAAAAAAUUAGUAGUGUUAUAGAAAUAUACAUAGAUAUAAAACAUGCUUUCUUA
Molecule: messenger RNA, 2563 nt
Organism: Capsella rubella
Lineage: Eukaryota; Viridiplantae; Streptophyta; Magnoliopsida; Brassicales; Brassicaceae
Product: protein STRUBBELIG-RECEPTOR FAMILY 4
Exons: 15
Coding region: 182-2248 (688 amino acids)
Biological process (GO): protein phosphorylation
Molecular function (GO): protein binding; ATP binding; protein kinase activity
Source: RefSeq, a predicted model, not a curated record